UUGCAAGCAGUCGGACUUUCGUCAUCGCCGCAGUCAGCCGCGCGCCUCUGUGUUGUUGUGGUGAAUAAUGGCGGCAUCGGGAAGCGGAUUAUCAUCCCCAGCCGCUGCUGGCGGUUUGAACCAUCUAGCCCCGGCGAAAGCUCGCUUCCCGGGCCGUCCAUGCACGGUACGGAACAGAUUUCGAACGGAGAAACGCACCAAACGCGGAAGGAUAUGUCUAAACGAAGAAGUGGCUUCCGCAGGGCCCAGGCCCGUAAACAUCGGCCUUGCGUUAAGCGAAGACCCGUAUCUGCUGCGCCUGCUCGGUGUGGUGGAAAAGCACAGUCGGCGGUCAGAUGCGGGCUUUGAGUCCAGCAACAGCGACGAGGAAGCAGAUUUCAUUGGAUUUGGGACCAGACCAUUACGAUCCCAGAGGGAGACUCCUCUCAAGUCAUCAUUACGGAGCAAAGGAAUUCCUCAUCCUGACCAUUCCUCUGAGGCUAAACCACCUGUUGGAAAAAUAAUUCCCAAGAGUCCAAAUACUGCUUUAAUUGGGAAAAUAAAAUCAAGGCUUUCAAGUAAAAUGCCAAAAGCCAUGAACGCAGAUGAACCAGUCUCAGGAGAACACACAAACUCGGGCACCUUGCCAAUUCAUAUAGCUCCUACCUCAGCUGAUAGCACAAAGCAGGGGGAGUCAGUCAGGGGUCAGAGGUCUGGGAAACACAUGAGGGGUUUUAAAUUUGGCUCCCGACGCACAUCUCAAGCUGUGACUCCCUCUGCCGCAUCUUUUAACAAGCGGCAGAGGAGGAGGUUCGGUAAGGACAUGGGUGCGUCUCCUAUGGUUGGAGCGGAGGCUGGUACACUCAAUGCUCCUGAGGCUGCAAUGCCUUCCGACUUCAAAUCUACUGGAAACAGGGUGUACAGAAGACGCAAAUCCUUGUAUAGUUAUAAACAGAAGACCCUGAAACCUGUCUCAGACGUAACUAAGCCAAAGCUCAGUCGGAUACGCCAAAAGCGUGUUUAUUACGCAUAUAUUCCUGAACCCAUCCCAGGCACACAAGUGGUGCAGCUUGCGGUCCCUGAGGGUGACCAGACAAUUAUUGAUGGAUCAGAAAACAAUUCCAAUUCAAUUUCAGCAAGCAGUGGUCGGUCUUCACGUGUCAUCAAGGUUCCUAAAAGAUUUUUGAAUGAGGAGAUCAUUCCUUUUCCAAAGGGUUCUCUGUCAAACUGGCUGAAAAGUCAAAAGAAAGAUGAUGAAAAGUCCAAACUGUCAGGUCAGGAUGGAAGCUCGUCACCCUCUGACACUUCAUCGGUGGCAGAUGGGGCUUCUGCUGUGACACAGAUCUCACUCCAGAGAACUCAGGGCAAGAGUGAGUCAGACAUCUACAAGAACCUUAAAAAACUCACAUUAAAACUGGCAGAGCGAAAAGCUCAUUUGGACUGUCAGAAGAGUACAACUGAUGAUGAGCCAUCUUCAGUCAGCAAAGAGAAGUCCACAAUCAUGAUGGAGGAGGCAGAUACUCCGGGAGUUGUGAGGAAACUUUCAGUUGUAGUGGAUGAGGAUGAGACAACAGCUUCAGAUAUGAAAACAGAAGACACAAGCGUAAAUGCAGAUGAAAACGGCACUUCGAGCACACAGACUGGAGGGGUGGACGUGACUGGGCCAAGCCAACGAAUCCGUCUGAGUGGGUCAAAUAAGAGGAUGCUCCACCUGCUAAAAAAAGCAAAGGUUCAGCUUAUCAAGAUUGACCAGCAGAAGCAGUUCAAGUUGUCUCAGAUGAGCUCCAAGGAAUCUCAUGUGUUAGGGCAAGGAAGGAGGAAGAGGAGAAUCAGCUUAUCUCCCAAAGAUGCUGGUCCUCAGGAGCAGCCUCUUGGUGGACCAAGAAUCAAGCAUGUCUGUCGGGCAGCGGCAGUUGCUUUGGGUCAACCACGUGCGUUGGUGCCAGAUGACAUUCCCAGACUCAGUGCCCUUCCCCUUCAUGAGAGAGAGGGCAUCACCUUCUCCCCUGCAGGUGAAGACGUAGCAGAUGACGAUGAAGACCUGGCUGAUCAAAGCCGGACUCAGUGGGCUGUCACUCAGGAAAACAUCCUGCGCAAGAGGAGGUUCAAAAAGAAGGGCUUCAGGUUUAAAAGGAGGAGGCGUUUGAGUCAAUAUAUAGCAGGCGGAGUUCGGUCCCGCCGCUGUGGAACCUGCAAAGGCUGUUUAGUUGAGGAGGACUGUGCCCAGUGUAUGAACUGUCUGGAUAAGCCUAAAUAUGGUGGACCCAACACCAAACGACAGUGUUGCAUAUAUAGAAGAUGUGACCGAAUUGAAAAGGCAAAAUUUGAUCGGCUUGUCAAGUCUGGCAAAAUCCAGGCAGGUCGGUCAUGGGUCCCGCAGCCAGAUGAAGAAAAUUGGGACGACAAUGAUGUGUCCUUUGAAAUGGCUUCCUCUGUGACCACUGGAGUCCGGAAAGAAUCCCUUCGCAAUAUCAAACCACGUUCCUACAGCAGCCUGCUCAAGUCUGAGUCUGAAGAUGAAGAUGAGGAGGAGGAGGAGGAGGAGGAGGAAGAAGAGGAGGCUGAAAAACCAAAAGUGAAGCCUGAUGUAGCUGCUGAAAUAAGCAACCUAGAUGAAGAAUCAGUAGCUGAUGAUCCCCUUCUCGAUGUGGUGCGACGCCGACCAUUUUCCACUGGACCUGGACGCAAACCGAGGCUGAACAAGGGACAGUCAUGCGUGGGGAAGUGGACCAGAGUAACCAGCCACUUCAAGAUCCGGCAACUGCAUCAACAGAUAAAAAUCCUCUUACACCGUUUGCCAGAUUAUGUCCUGCAGUCUCCUCUGUCACUGCCUCUGCACUUGCCCCCGUGUUUGGAGUGCUCACAGUCAAACUCACAAAUACAGGUCUCUAGCUCAUGCCCACCGCAUCCAGUUACACUGGCACCCCUGGAAUCAUCGCAGUCUAUAACACAUCUCACACCAGACUUUCUUCCGAAGACUCCUCUACAGUGUUUGGAAAGUUUGGUUCCUCCUAAAACUACGUUGACCUCCUCUUUCGAUGCCAUUAUCACAGACUAUUUUCGUCUUACCGAAUCCUUGUCCCUGCUUGAUGACCCAGAUUUUCUUCCUCCCGGAGACGCAGAUGACAUAAGAACUGGGCCCAAAAUGCAGUCCUGUAACACUGCCUGUAAAAACAGAGACUUUUAUGGAAGCAUGCACACAAGGAAAGAAGAUAAACAAAGGAAUCGCCCUGUGAAGGAGUGCAGCUCGGUGAAAAAGUGGAAAAACUGUCAGAGAACUGACCCACACUCUGUCCUUCGUCCUCAGAACCCUUCAGAGUGUUCGUCUGUCAACGCACUGACUGGGUUCACUAACGGAUUUCCCCAAAAGGGCCUCUCACAGGGCAACCAUAAGAUCCGUGUGGAUUUCAAGGAAGAUUGUGCGGUCCAGAACGUAUGGCUUAUGGGAGGACUCAGCAUCCUGACAUCCAUCGCAAACACACCACAACCUGUCUGUCUGCUCUGCGCAAGUUUGGGACAGUAUGAGAUGAUCUACUGCCAAAUUUGCUGUGAGCCUUUUCACAGCUUCUGCCUUUCACCCGAGGAGCGCCCCCUUGAGGAGACCAAAGAGAACUGGUGUUGCCGGCGAUGCAAAUUCUGUCACGUCUGUGGCAGAAGAAGCAAACACAAAAAGCCUGUGCUGCAGUGCAAAAGAUGCCAAACAUCAUACCACCCUUCCUGUUUGGGACCAACAUACCCCAAACCUGUGAACUGCUCCAUUCCCUGGAUAUGCAUGACUUGUAUUCGCUGCAAAAGUUGUGGAGUAACCCCUGGAAAGUCAGGAGACACCGCCUGGAACCAUGAACGCAGUCUCUGUCCUGAAUGCAACAAUCUGUACAAUAAAGGUCAGCACUGCCCGAUCUGUCAGAGGUGCUAUGAUGAUGGAAAUCAGCUCGAACAGAUGAUUCAUUGCAUAGUGUGUUGCAAGUGGGUGCACCACAGGUGUGAAGGAUAUUCAGAUGAGCUUUUCUGUCUGCUGUCAAGCAAAGGACAAGUGGCCUUCACCUGUUCACCCUGCAGCAAGAAGUCACCUGAGCAGAACCGCUUGAAAGAAGGACUGCAGCAUGAACUGAUGACUUAUCUGGAGAAGAUCGUCACCAGCCUUCUUGGUUCUCAAAUCACCCAGCACCUUAUUCUCUGCAAAUCUUGUCAAACAAAUGGCAACAAAUCUGCCAUGGAGGAAGAGCCCGUCUGUGACCUACAAGCCAUUAAUAAGAAGUUGGAAGCUAAACAUUACAUCUCAUUUGAAGCACUUCAUUCAGACAUUUCCUUGGUAUUGAAAAAGUGGCAAAAGGAAGAAGAGUUACUUCCUGGGGAUCAGAGGUUAACGUGUCUGGCCAGAGAGCACUAUGAAAAUCUGGUGGAGAAUAUGUUCAGCUGGUUGCCAAAGGAGUGUCUGAAAAAGCGCAACUUUUUAUCUGAGGAUUUCCCCAGUGGAAUGCUUCCUGAGGCUGUCCUUCCUCCAUCUAAAGAGCACAGUUACGCACAGUGGCUUGAGAGAACACACCAGCCCGUCAAUCAGGAGCAGGGGAAGACUUAUUCCAAACCUUACUUUAAUCAUCCAAAGUCUGCGCCUCCAAAAUACCCUAAAGACAUGAUGGGGUAUGUUGAUCCAUCCAAGACCCAUGAUUUGAGGCAGUGUGUUCUGUGUCAACAAUUUGGUGAUUCUGCUCCCAAAGAAGCAGGCCGACUUCUGUAUUUGGGACAGAAUGAUUGGGCUCAUAUCAACUGCUGCCUCUGGUCUGCUGAGGUUUAUGAAAAUAACUGUGCACUCCUGCAAGUGCACAGUGCUGUCUCCAGGGGGCGACACUUGCGCUGUGAUCAUUGUCUACAAAGUGGGGCCACUGUGGGGUGCUGUCUUGCCACCUGCCAAAGUAAUUUCCACUUCAUGUGUGCCCGGAUCCAAAAGUGUGUUUUCCAGGAGGACAGGAAAGUGUACUGCAACAAGCACAGGGAUCUCAUCAGUACUAAGGUUGUGACUGGAAAGGAGUUUAUAGUUUCCAGGCGAGUAUAUGUGGACUUUGAAGGAAUCACUCUCAGAAGGAAGUUCCUCACUGGUCUAGAGCCCGAAUCCAUAAAUAUGACCAUUGGAUCCUUGCAGAUUCAGAAACUUGGAGUCUUGUCUGAACUUUCAUCAAACGGAAGGAUGUUAUACCCUGUCGGAUAUCAAUGUUCUCGUCUGUAUUGGAGCACAGUGGAUCCUCGUCGGCGCUGCAGAUACACUUGUAAAGUGACAGAGGUGACCACACCACUCCCUGGUGAGGAGCAAAAUGUCAAGUGGGACAAUGAGGAAAAUCACACUAUCAUUCACAGUCCCAAUCACUUCAGAGAUGUGGACUCCAAUGAAUGUUUAAGUGUUGCCUCAAGUCCGGUCAAGUCUACCACCUCAUCACCCACCUCAAAACAGCACACCUCACCUGGAUCCAAAAGUCCUGGUCACACACAAACCAGGAGACCAGCAGGAGGAUCUUCGCGCCCUCUUCCAUCUCCUGGCUCAGCGUCUUCCAAAUCCCACCACAUACUUACCCUGCGAGACCUGGAUGACACCCAUCGUCAUCGCAGGCUUUCAACAAGGAGUCGCUGCAGUUCUUCCCCAACCAACGAUCCGUCGCUUUCCAUGACCCUUCGUUCAGGUGGAACUGUCCUCUCUAAAAGCCCUCUGUUCAACUCACCUUCAAGACUGUCGACCUCAAACACCAUCUCACCCCCACUGUCCCGUCAAAACUCUUCGUCACCUGUCUGGGGUUCUCCACCACAGUCCAACUCUGAUGGUCUCUCACCCCGACAAGGUUCCAGCCAUCAAGCCAGUAAAUCUGGGUCAAACUAUAAAAUAACUACGCCUGUCUCAGCCGACCUUCCUCAGGACUUUCUAGCAUCUUCUGAGACCGAAGAUGCAGCAGUAGCUACGACCAAUGGCAUCUCACUUGCACCUGAUAACCUGGUGGAUGACGUGGCUCAACUGAUCGCUCAGGAACUGCCGUACACCGUCUUUGACUCAGACACAGAGGUGGCGAUGGCUUCUAUGUUGAACACAAAGAUGGACUUUGAUGAGAAUCUUCUCAGUGAGAAUAUUGUUCUUCUCUCCCCUGCGCAGGCAGGGAGGGAGAGUAUCGAGGGUGAGGUGGUAGAUGUGGAAAAGCAGUCAAAAGACAUGGAGAACGAUGACGACAGCCGUUACCUAAAACUGUCCCGCACUGUGGUGUGUGAAACUGCAAGCAGCACAACUGCAUCAGUCCUGCCUUCGACUCCGUCUAUACCUCAGUUGGACGGUGCAGACGGCGGGUCAGAAAGUGACGAGGAAAUGAACGAAGAUGCCAAAGCUACGAGAGAUUCUGCUGGUUGCACCCACCGUGAUUCCCCCUCUGAUUUACUGUCAGCAUCUCUCAAGAAACUCAACUCUGUUUUCAGUGCAUCAUCUGUUGAACAAAGCUUAGAAAACCAUCUGGACAAUGCAGACCUACACUUGGAUUCUGUUGACCCCACUUCUCAGAUCACCCCUGAGUAUCAGAAUGAAGUUUUUUUGGAUUCAGCUACCGGGCAUUUUGUUUCUACUGAAGACGGGACUAUCGUGCCUCCAAAAGACAUUGAUGCAGAUGAAGACACGUCAUCAUGUGGUUCUGAAUUACAAUACAAAGAUGAUCUGACUGACCCUGAUUAUGCUCCUGAGUCCCCAGUCCCCAAAUCUCCCAUUUCACUGAAGAAGACUUCCUAUGUGAACCCUAGCACAUCUACAUUAAACAAGAGUCGGUUUUCACCAAAACCAAUUCUUCCCCAGCUGCAAAGAUUCAAGUUAGUGAUGCCACCGCAGCGAUAUUCAGGCCAAAUGACUGCUUCCCCUCCCACUGCUGCCUUUUCUGCAUCCCCGCGCACAGUCACCUCACCUAUUGUGAUCAAUGGAUUAAAUGCUAUACAAACCCAACCUGGCAGAGCCAUCGCCAUCAGGCUGGAUAAACCCAAGCCUGGAGUCUCCCAGGUUCUCCCCCAGACACAGACGGCUGACCUCAGUAAGAAUGCAUCUCCUCAAGUUCUCCUGGUAAACCGUCAAGGGCAGAUUCUGGUCAAAGACCCAAGGUCCAACACAUACCAGUCUCUCAGCACAAGCUCCCCAUCUUACAACAAAAUAAGUCAAAUUGCCAAGAUUCUUCACAGUGGAAAUGUUCUGCAGCGCGUGAGUCCUCGUGUUGUGGUGAUGCCAGGUACCCACACUACAGAAGCUACAGCCUCUGUGCCUAAAAAUCACUCUACAACCACAGCUGGCAAGGUCGUUGUAAAGGUCAUUCCGGUCCGAAAUUCUUCAGCCUCACCAACUGAACCACCUGUGGAUAUUACUCCCAGCGUAGAACAAAAAAACACUAUAAUAAACAAAGUACUGUCACUUCGUCAGGACUUGCCAAAGAGGGAACCCAACAUCUUGGGGAAGAAACCAAUGUCAAUCACCAAAAAAAGCAAAGCUCCAGUACCUCAUUUUACAAGCCAACCAAAACCAACAGCACUCAUGACUUCAGAGAUGCAGCGGGAUGUUCAGGAAUUAGCAGCUAGUAACCAGCAAUUGGCCUCUACAAGUAAAGUCGGCUCAAAAAGAACGUUGUUGGGUCCGGAUAGGCCUUCGAGGAAAAAAUGCAAGCUGGAUUUCUUAAGGGAUUUUUCAUCUGAGCCAGAGGGAACCAGUCCUAAGAGGACCUCCCAUGUGAGAAUAAAAGCUCCAACGGUGAUGGAUCCCAUCGAUCUUGACCAGGAAGGUCCAUCGAAACCCACCAGGAUUGUUGUUCCACCUCCUUCAGCACCUUCCAGACCUCCCCAGGUUGUUAGUCCUCCUUUUUCACCACAGGACAAAAGUCCAUCGUCGAUGUGGACCAGCACCCGUCAUGGCGACCUCUCAGACUGGCGGCCUUGUACUGGUUUCAGCUCUGAUGAGGACGAGCUGUCACCAAAGCACAAGAAAGCAACGUACAUGAAUCAGCCUCACUUGCGAUUUGAAAUAACCAGUGAUGAUGGCUUCAGUGUGAAAGCCAACAGCAUUGGAGUCGCUUGGCGAGCAGUGACAGACGGCAUUCUAGAGGCCCGUGCCGCCUUCCACCUCAAACAGCUGCCGCUGGGUGUGAUGAAUGGGCCACGUGUGCUCGGUGUGGUUCACGAUGCCGUCAUCUUCUUGUUGGAGCAGCUGCAGGGCGCUGCCAACUGCAAGCAACAUCGCUUCCGUUUCCACCGCUGCGACGUUGUUGAGGAAGAACUUCCCAUCAACCCCAGCGGCUGCGCCCGCACAGAAGUUCACACACGGAAAGCAACUUUCGACAUGUUCAGCUUCCUGGCAUCGCAGCACAGAAUUCUGCCUGAACUGUCAGGUCCUUGUGAGGAAGAGGAUGAUGAACUCCCCCACAAAUCAUCCAGGCGAGCAACCAACAGUGAGCUUCCAGUGGCAAUGCGAUUCAGACACCUGGAGAAGACCUCAAAAGAAGCAGUGGGAGUUUACAGAUCUCCCAUUCAUGGACGUGGCCUCUUCUGCAAGCGGAACAUUGAAGCUGGCGAAAUGGUGAUCGAGUAUGCUGGAACUGUCAUCCGCGCAGUUCUCACUGACAAGAGGGAGAAAUAUUACGACAGCAAAGGCAUCGGGUGUUACAUGUUCCGCAUCGAUGACUUCGACGUAGUGGAUGCCACCAUGCAGGGCAAUGCAGCACGCUUCAUCAACCACUCGUGCGAGCCCAACUGCUACUCACGCGUCAUCAACGUGGAUGGCCGCAAGCACAUCGUCAUCUUCGCUCUGAGGAAGAUCUAUCGCGGCGAGGAGCUGACCUACGACUACAAGUUCCCCAUCGAGGAUGAAGACAGCAAGCUGCACUGCAACUGUGGUGCUCGCCGCUGCCGCCGCUUUAUGAAUUAGCUCUUGCACAUUUAACGUUGAGACUGACGGAGGUUGUUUCUGGAGCCAUACGUAGACUUUAGAGUGCAGCUGAGUGAAUGAUGUGACGCCUCACUUUCUCUUUACUGCAGGUGUCGUAGUUCCUAGGGCAAAGUGAAUGAGUGGAUUAUUAUUAUUAAUGCGUCAGGAGAGUGGUAUGGGUGAUGGGAGUAAUUUAUUGAGCACCUUAUUGGACACAAUCCUGAUCAAGACAGAUCUUUUGAUACUUGUUACAUUUCAGACUCGCAGUGAAUCUAUUUUCUUUAUUGACUCAUUUAAUCCCUCCCACACCCUACGCUACGUCCAUCCACAUCUGUCCUCCGGUCCAAGUUCAGCAGGAUUUCUAUUCCAGCUUCAAGCUCUCUUUAAUGUGCAGCCAUGUUUAAUAUUUGUUCAUGUUCAAGCGCACAAGUACAAACAGCCGCAAUGAACCUCCAGUUGUGUUGGUCCGUUUCCCUCUGGUGUGCUACCUCAACAUGAGGAUUGUUCUGGUUCCUCUUUUUUUCCAUUCGAGUCAAACUGAUUGUUGUUAAAGGUGUUACGUAUGUUAUAUAGCGACAGUUCAACACGCCACCAUCUCUCCUGUACCUUUUUAGCUUGACUCUGGUGUUUUUGGAGUAUACUACUGACUUUAAAAUGCAAGUUCUGUUACCUUACCACUUCCUAUUGAAUUUGAACCUGUCCAUAUUGUAUAAAGAAUUUCUAAACCUGUUUAAUAUUUUUGUACCUACACUGUUCUUUUUUAUUUAUGUUCAAUAAAACUUAAAAUCUUA
Molecule: messenger RNA, 9687 nt
Organism: Synchiropus splendidus (mandarinfish)
Lineage: Eukaryota; Metazoa; Chordata; Actinopteri; Syngnathiformes; Callionymidae
Gene: kmt2ba
Product: lysine (K)-specific methyltransferase 2Ba
Exons: 36
Coding region: 68-8896 (2942 amino acids)
Biological process (GO): positive regulation of DNA-templated transcription
Cellular component (GO): nucleus; histone methyltransferase complex
Molecular function (GO): zinc ion binding; DNA binding; protein binding
Source: RefSeq, a predicted model, not a curated record